AUGUCUCGCAUCCUGAAUCUCGACGGCCGGGUCGCCAUUGUCACGGGCUCUUCUUCCGGAGUUGGUCGCACGAUUGCCCUCGCCCUCGCGAGCGAAGGUGCUUCUGUCGUGUGCAGCGAUGUGACCCCGGACCUACGCCCGGGCGGAUAUGAAGAAGAGACAGCACCUACCCACGAGCUGAUCGCAAAGACCGGAAAGGCCAUCUUCCAGAAGGCCGACGUCAGCUCUCCCGAGGACGUCGAGGCCCUGGUCGCAUCCGCCGUGGCCGCAUUUGGCCGACUAGACAUCUUGGUCAACAAUGCGGGAGUCUUCUGUGGGCAGAACCGAAUUGCAGAAGAGUCGGUCGAGGCCUUCGAUAAAACCAUGGCCAUCAAUACUCGCGGCACCUUUCUUGGUAUGAAAUAUGCCAUCGCCCAGAUGAUGAGACAGCCGCCCCGUCCGUCCGGGGAUCGGGGCUGGAUUGUGAACAUCUCCUCGAUCGGAGGCCUGGUCGCCUUGUCAAUGGAACCAUCCUAUUGCGCCAGCAAAGGCGCCGUGACGAAUCUGACCCGACAGGUGGCGGUCGACUACGCUCCAGACAAGAUCCACGUCAAUGGGGUAUGUCCUGGGUUCCUGAAGACAGCCAUGGUCCGCUCUGCGCUCGAAGACGCCGCCCUGCACAAGGAGCUGCACGAUGCCUCUCCAUGGCCGCACUUGGGCACCCCGGAAGACGUGGCCAAGGCCGUGUUGUUCCUGUGCAGUGAUGGCGCAAGCUGGAUGACGGGCACCAUGGUGAAUGUGGACGGUGGCUACUGUGCAAGGUAG
Messenger RNA from Capronia epimyces CBS 606.96, 804 nucleotides. Its product is annotated as alcohol dehydrogenase. The record is from RefSeq and is a predicted model, not a curated record. The transcript is spliced from 5 exons. Lineage: Eukaryota; Fungi; Ascomycota; Eurotiomycetes; Chaetothyriales; Herpotrichiellaceae. Gene Ontology annotation, molecular function: oxidoreductase activity, acting on the CH-OH group of donors, NAD or NADP as acceptor. The coding region runs from base 1 to 804 and encodes 267 amino acids.